GCAGCUGCUGUUUUGUUCUAUAAAGGCCCUUGUAUCAGCAUCACUAUCAGUGAUACGAUCAGAAGAGUAGAGGAAAAGAAGAUGGCUCCCGUCAGCCACAACCUAGCUGCUGCUGCUCUCCCCUUGGUACCCUUCGCCUUCCUGCUGAUCUUGAAUGCCCCCUUCAUCGCGCGUGCUGACGAGGGGUGCGUCUACACCGUCUAUGUGCAGACGGGGUCCAUACUUAAAGGUGGAACUGACUCCAAGAUCUCCGUCACCAUCUCCGACUCUUCCGGCGAGGAGCAUGGGGUGCACGUAGCCAACCUGGAGACUUGGGGGCUCAUGGAGGACGGCCACGAUUAUUUCGAGCGCGGCAACCUCGACGUGUUCAGCGGGAUGGGGAGGUGCCUUGACCGUCCGAUCUGCUACCUCAACCUGACAUCCGACGGCCAAGGGCAGCACUCAGGCUGGUUCUGCGACUACCUGGAGGUGACCGCCACGGGCCCUCACAUGGGCUGCAGCCAAUCCGCCUUCUACGUCCGCCGAUGGCUCGCCCUCGACGCCCCACCUUACCUCCUCUCAUCCGUCAUCAAUGGCUGCUACAGCACCACCUCCAGGCCUGGAAGGUCCAUCUUCCAUAGCCCUGGUGCCGAUGACCGAUCGUCAUCUUCAUCAUCAUGAUCCUCGUGAACCAUGGUCAUACGUCAUUUCCAUUUUCGUGAUGCAUUCGCCUCCUUGUUCUUAUUUUCGAGCUCUAAACUCUUUCUCUAGAGUUUAUAUUGUGCGGGUGAAUUUUUUUUUUCAUGGUUC
This is a messenger RNA of Nymphaea colorata (pocket water lily), 789 nucleotides long. Its product is annotated as PLAT domain-containing protein 3-like. Gene Ontology annotation, molecular function: protein binding. The transcript is spliced from 2 exons. The record is from RefSeq and is a predicted model, not a curated record. Lineage: Eukaryota; Viridiplantae; Streptophyta; Magnoliopsida; Nymphaeales; Nymphaeaceae. Bases 82 to 660 code for a protein of 192 amino acids.